AUGAAAAGCUUCAUCCAGAUGGUCCAUCUGGACCUGACUGCCAUCCCUGACUCCCGGGCGACCGCCACACCAGAGUCCGGACUCCGCCGCCCGGAUCCCGCCUCGAUCCGCCGCCCCCCGCCAGCCGCCCGGACUCGCGGCCCAGCCCUCGGAGACGCGGCCGCGCUGCGCGCUUGGAGGGCCGCCCCGGGCCUCGGGGAGCCGGCCGGCAGCGCCCGCGUCCACCUGCGGCCCCGCGCGGCCCCUGGCGGCGGCGUGAUCCUGGCCGGUGGCGGCCGCCUCUGCCUGCCCCGCGGCCCCGCGCGCCCGCUCUGUGUCCUGCUGCGCGUCCUGCUGCGCGCGCGCCUGGCCGCCGCGCCCGCGCUCGUGCACCUGCGGCUGUCUGCGCGCCGCGGCCGGCUGUCCCUGCUGUGGCGCACCGCGCUGCCCCGCGCGCUCGGGCGCCCGGAGUGGACCUUCUGGCUCGUGCCGCUGCGGCCCGCCGGCCCUCGGCGCCCCCGCCGCUCCACCUCCGACCUGCCGGCCGCAAGGCCUCGCCCCUCCGCGGGCUUCGUGGCCCAAACGCAGUGUCCCACGGAUGGGCCCACGCCUGUUGUCCUGGAAGCUCUCACCUCGGAUGGGCCUCAAGCCAUCCAGUCUUCCGUGUCCUGCCAGGUAUCCCCAGAGGUGCCCUGUGAGAUCACCAUGGUGAAGAUCAAUAGGAACAAGGAUGGCGAACCCUUGGUGCUGACCAGGAAGAUGGAGGCUACCCUCAAUGCCACCUACAAGUACAACUGUGUAUACUCCACCUUAAUUGUUUCCUACUGGCAGGUGUUUUCCGUGAACUCGGUAAAGGAUCUGCCCCAGUGGUACAGACCUUUGGAUAUACCAAUCACGAAAUCAGGGAGGGUGCCAACAUUUCUACAUAUCCCUCCAAAAUCUUUAACUUGGGGAGUGUAUGUGAUGAGAUUCGUAGUCGACGUCUAUGCGAAUCGAAAUAGGCCUCAGGCCUCAGCCUCAGAUUUCAUGUAUGUCAGCAUCGUCAGAAGUGACCUAGAAGCAGUUAUUGCUGGGGGUCCCAACAUAACAAUCAAAUUCACAGAUCAGCUGGUUCUGGAUGGAUCGGGGUCGUCUGAUCCAGAUUCGGACAGUCCUUCGCAGGGACUCCGUUUUUCUUGGUACUGUACCACGGAUCCAAAAAACUACCAGGGACAUAAAAUCACAGUGAUGAGCAACAGCGUCUGCACCCCAAAGCAUACUAAUCUGAACUGGAAGGAGGCCUCUGGCCCUGUCCUCACACUUCAGCCAGGAACACUGAAAGGUGGAGAUGAUCCCUUUCCUUGGAUGAAUGAUCAGGAAAGCUGUUCGGCAGAGGUGGUUGGAUUCAGGAUGACAGGAACCACACCUGACGGCGACGUGGUCGAGAUCAUGCCUGAUGUAGCAGAAGUGUACAUCGCCAGAAAAAACUUGAGCUUUGCAUCUUUUAACCUCACAGUGGGACCGGAGAGUGAGACCGAGGGAGCUGAUGAGUCCUUGAAAAGGACAACAGGGAAGUUUAGGGUUGAGGUGGACAGCAGUGUAGUGAAGGAGUUGCUGGUCCACAUUGUGACCGAAGUGACCGUGUUGUUCACGGUGUUGGUGUACGCCGGCAGUGAAAUUUCCCCCACUGCUCUGGUCGCCACCUUCCUUGUGCCCCAUGACAUUCCUCCCAUGACCAACCAGAGUGACCUGUUUGACUCAGCCUGUGCCGUUAGGGAGGCCCGCGUGGUUUGCCUUCCAGCAUCCCUGCUGCAAGUCAUAGCUCAGCGAGGCGGCUCGUCUGAGUGCACGUUGGUCAUAGCUCUGCAGGCACCUCGUUUUGUCAUGGCAGCCAAUGAUAAGCUCGUGAGAAUCGCUCUUUUCAGCGCUCACUGCCUAGACAUGUAUGGGAUCCAGAGCGACUGGAGAGAAGAUACCUGUGUUCUCGGAGAGAGGACCACGUGGCGAAGAGUGCACUGCAUCUGCCAAAGCACAAGGAGGGUCCGGCGGCAGCUGGAUCUAAUAAAACAAGCCAGCCGGCACCUGCAAACCCACUUUUUGACGACUAACGUGAUUGUGGUCCCUAAUCCUGUAGAUCUUCGGUUGGAGGUCAUCACCAGUGUUACCCGCAACUAUGUGACGCUCUUCACUGUACUUUUCAUUAUGCUGAUGUACAUAAUCCUAGCUUUCUGGUCUUUGCUGCAAGAUGAAACAGAUCAGUAUCUUCGGCUACACGUGAUAAUUCUACUUGAUAAUGAUCCUUAUGAUAAGGUGUGUUACCUCGUGACUGUUUUUACAGGAAGCCGUUAUCGGGCAGGGACCAGGGCCGAUGUCUUCAUGCAACUUAUGGGAACGGAAGGUGCCAGCGAUGUGCAUUGUCUGAGCCAUCCGCAUUUUACAACCCUCUACCGGGGAGGCAUCAACACUUUUCUCCUAACCACGAAAAGGGACUUGGGGGACAUCCAUUCCAUUCGUGUGUGGCACAACAAUGAGGGCAAAUCCCCCAGCUGGUAUCUAAGCAGAGUCAAGGUAGAAAAUCUGUUCAGCCGACACAUCUGGCUGUUUUUAUGCCGGGAAUGGCUUUGUAUUGACACCUCUUUGGACAGAACAUUUCUUGUUACCGACCCAGACCAGCCUAUCAACAGAAAGGACUAUUUCCUGAUAGAAUCAGCUUACAGGAUGGGGAGAGAUCACCUGUGGUUCUCCAUUUUCUCCACUAUCAUUGAUACCCCAUUCAAUCGGCUGCAGAGACUGUCCUGCUGUUUGGCAAUGCUGAUGGCCUCCCUUCUGUGUAAUAUUAUGUUCUUUAAUCUCAACAGAACAGAAGGAAUGGCGUCAGGAGAGGGGAGCUAUGUCAGGUCAAUGAUGAUAGGGCUGGAAAGUGUGCUAAUUGCACUCCCUCUGCAAAUGUUGAUCAUUUUUCUCUUCACCUACUCCCAGAGGGAACCUCGUGUGACUCUAGAAACGGUGUCUCCCCGGAGUGAUUCCUUGGAGCAAGAACAUGCACACUGGCAGGAAUUUCUGAAAAAGUGGCACGUUGAGGAAAGUGCGCAUGUACCGACCAAGAAGGCUUCGGAGCCUCCAACUGGGAAGAGAUCUAGAGCUCCGAAGGCUGCCAAGGCGCUCACUACGAUAGGGCGCCGGCAAAAGAAAGGACAGCGCACGGUCACACGCACGCAGGGACAAAAUAAAAAUGCCAGUAACGCAAACACAAAUAACAAUCAGGUUGUUGCUUCUACAGAGCCUUCUCCCCAAGCAGGUCCUGUCGAACCCAAGGAGAAGAGCAGGGUCGUUCUGCCUCCGUGUUGCCUUUAUGUAGCGUGGUGCUUGGUGUUCGUCACAUCCAGUAUAUCUUCGUUCUUCAUCAUAUUUUAUGGACUGAGCUAUAGCUAUGAAAAGUCAAUGGACUGGCUCUUUGCAUCGUUUUGUUCAUUCUGUCUGUCUGUUUUGCUGGUGCAGCCAUGCAAAAUUAUACUCUUGUCAGGCUUCAGAGCUGGUAGGCGCAAGUAUUGUAAAAACCUUUCAUGGACAAGCAAGUACCGCUAUAUUGAGAUCGAGCUUCACGGCACGAUGAACCGAGAAGAAAGGAAAAGGCGACACCAGAUGAUCAUGGAGCUCCGAAGAUCGAGGAUGUACCAGCCCCUCACCGAAGACGAAAUCCUAAUAUUCAAGAGGAAGAAGGCAAUUAAGAGAAGGGCUUUCCUGUUCCUGUGUUACGUUCUGACUCACUUCAUCUUUCUAGCCCUCCUGUUGAGCCUCGUCGCCCUCCUGCGUCACACGGACAGCUUUUACUAUAACCAGUUUGUUCGCGAUCGGUUCUCUGUGGAUCUCGGCUCGGUGACCAAGCUGGAGGACAUCUACAGGUGGCUGAACAGCGUGCUGGUGCCCCUGGUCCACAAUGACCCGAAUCCAGCCAUUCUGCCCGACAGCUCCUCUAAAGUCCUGGGGCUUCCACUGCUGAGGCAGGUGAGGGCAAGACCUGGCGAUAAACUCUGCCUGCCUGCCAACUUUGCCCAGACCAGCAUGGGAAGAGAAAUCCAUUGUCAUCCCAGCUAUGGCACUGACCCGGAAGACACCAGAAGCUACUCUGGCCUUUGGAACAAAGUUCUCAAGAGGCCUGAGGAUAAGAAUACCGAUGGGUUUACUUACAAGCCUCCAGAGAAGAUCUGGGGGUACGUCUCCCACGGACUCUUACACACCUACGGGUCGGGAGGCUAUGCGUUCUAUUUUUUCCCAGAGCAGCAGCCUUUUAAUUCCACCGUGAGGCUCAGGGAACUCCAGAGCAGCGAGUGGCUUGAUGAGCAGACGUGGGCCGUGAUUCUGGAGCUGACCACCUUCAACCCAGACGUCAGUCUGUUCUGUAGCAUUUCUGUCGUUUUCGAGGCGUCUCAGUUAGGAGUUGUGAACACGAGCCUAUCCGUGCACUCCUUCUCGCUUGCUGAUUUCGACAGGGAGACUUCCGCCGAAAUCUACUUGUAUGUGGCCAUUCUCAUUUUCUUUUUAGCCUAUGUGGUCGAUGAGGGUUAUAUCAUCAUGCAAGAAAGGGCCUCGUACGUGAGAAGUGUGUAUAAUCUGCUCAACUUUGCUCUGAAAUGCAUAUUUACUGUGCUGAUUGUGCUCUUCUUUAGGAAGCACUUCUUGGCCACUGGCAUAAUUCGCUUUUACUUGUCGCACCCUGAGGAUUUCAUUCCGUUUCAUGCGGUUUCUCAAGUAGAUCACGCCAUGAGGAUCAUUUUGGGUUUCCUGUUAUUUCUGACCAUUUUGAAGACCCUCAGGUAUUCCAGAAUCUUCUAUGACGUGCGCCUGGCUCAGAGGGCCAUUCAAGCGGCCCUUCCCGGCAUCUGCCACAUGGCCCUGGUGGUGUCCGUGUACUUUUUUGUGUACAUGGCAUUUGGCUACCUGGCGUUUGGUCAACACGAGUGGAACUACAGUAACCUGAUUCAUGCUACGCAGACGAUAUUCUCCUAUUGCGUUUCAGCCUUUCAGAGCACCGAGUUCUCCAACAACAGGGUUCUGGGGGUCCUGUUCCUCUCAUCCUUCAUGCUGGUGAUGAUCUGCAUAUUGAUCAACUUGUUUCAGGCCGUGAUUUUGUCUGCCUAUGAGGAAAUGAAGCAGCCCGUGUAUGAAGAACCAUCAGACGAAGCGGAAGCAAUGACCUAUCUGUGUCGCAAGCUAAGAGCAAUGUUUAGGUUUCUGACCUUCCAACCCAGGGACGAAGAUGAACCAGAGUUCUUUGUCAACAUGCUGUAUGGGCAGCCAGAGAAGAACAGCCGGCGGUAUCUGGGGCUGAAGACCAGAAACAUCAAGGGGAAGAAAAUGGUUUAUCUUGUUGUGUGA
This is a messenger RNA of Neogale vison (American mink), 5334 nucleotides long. RefSeq names its product polycystic kidney disease and receptor for egg jelly-related protein-like. Lineage: Eukaryota; Metazoa; Chordata; Mammalia; Carnivora; Mustelidae. Bases 1 to 5334 code for a protein of 1777 amino acids. Gene Ontology annotation, cellular component: membrane. Gene Ontology annotation, molecular function: calcium channel activity; calcium ion binding; protein binding. The record is from RefSeq and is a predicted model, not a curated record. Gene Ontology annotation, biological process: detection of mechanical stimulus. The transcript has 3 exons.